AUGCUGGCACUCCAGAGCGUGUUGAUAUCAAUGUGCUGUCCCUAUUUCAUCACGCCUACCGAUCGAAAGUUGUAUUUUGAAUUGAAUGACGUUCACAGCUGUCUCAAUGAGGCUGAAUAUACGUGGAAGGUACCGGAUGAGGCUGCAUCUGUGCGGACACCGUCCAUAUAUACAUAA
Molecule: messenger RNA, 177 nt
Organism: Plasmopara halstedii
Lineage: Eukaryota; Oomycota; Peronosporomycetes; Peronosporales; Peronosporaceae
Exons: 2
Coding region: 1-177 (58 amino acids)
Source: RefSeq, a predicted model, not a curated record